ACCCUACUGAUACUGGAGCCACAGCCGUACUGCCAGUACCAUGUCUACCAUACAAAGAAAGGGCAGCAGCCACCUGUUCAACAGUUUGCACACCUGUAGACUGAAGAUUCCAGAGGACCAGCUACAUCAAGAAAAAUCUGUCAUUGCUCAACCAAUAUUUGUUUUUGAAAAGAGAAAACAAACUUUUAAGAGACCUGCAGAAGACACCCUGUAUGAAGCAGCAGAACAUGAAUGUAAUGAUUCUUCAAGAAAGCGUGUCCGGUCUUCAUCUUUUACUUUGCAUACUACAGAUUCUCAGUCCCAAGGUAGGAAUAGCCUUGACUCAUCAACCUUGUCCCAGAAGCGACUAAGAUCGUCAUCCUUCACGGAUCUCCCGACCUUCCCCCCUUCUGGGCCAGUGAAGAAAAACAAUGUUUUUAUGACAUCAACUUUUGUGCAAAGGAAUGUUGAUAUGAACAGUGCAGAACAAGGUCCUGUGAAACAUUCUGAACAUGUUCUAAGACCUGCUAUCUUGCAGCCACCUCAAACUCAAAAGUGUAUAAAAGUAAGAAAAUCAUUUGGACACGAUGUGUUGGAAUCCUGCAAGAGUAGAGAAAAAAACAAAAAUAAGAUUUCUGAGGAGAACUCCUAUUUGCUAAGUGAAAAUUUACCAAGUGCCAGAAUUUCAGUCCAGCUGUCUACUAACCAGAAUUUUUUAGGCUCUACAUCAGUAGGAUGUCAACCAAAUGAAGAUAAGUAUUCUUUUAAAAGCUGCAGUUCUGAUUUCGUUUUUGGAGAAAACAUGGUAGAAAGAGUUUUGGGUACUCAAAAACUCACUCAGCCUCACCUUGAAAAUGAUUCAUACAUCAAGGAAAAACCAUUCAAAUUCACUCUAAAAUUUCCUAUCAACUCUCCAAACUCAAGAACAGACUCUCUUAAGAAUAUACCCCUAACUGAAUCAGCUGCUGCUUUCUCUUCUAAACCAUCACCAAAAUGUUUGCUGGAGAAAAUUGAUGUCAUAACCGGGGAGGAGACAGAACACAGUGUGUUAAAGAUCAACUGCAAGCUUUUUAUAUUCAACAAAACAACACAGUCCUGGAUUGAAAGGGGCAGAGGAGCGUUGAGACUGAAUGACACAGCAAGCAGUGAUUGUGGAACAUUCCAGUCAAGACUAAUUAUGCACAAUCAAGGCAGCCUGAGGCUGAUUCUCAAUAGUAAACUCUGGGCUCAAAUGGAGAUUCAAAAAGCAAACCACAAAAAUUUACGAAUAACAGCUACUGAUUUAGAAGACUAUAACAUCAAAGUGUUUUUAAUUCAGGCCAGUGCCAAAGAUACAGGAAGUAUGCAUGCAGCAAUACAUCACCGUCUUGUUGCACUUCGAAGCUUCUAUAAGCAGAAAGAUGCAAAUCAAGCUGAAAGCCAGUCAGAAACAGUCCUCCAACAAUUUAACUGUGAUAGCUGUGAUGAGGAUGAGGAUGAUUUUACCCAAGUUACUAAAACUAGAUCAGAUUCUUCUAGAUGGACCCACAAACAGUCGGUUGCCUGUUCAUGA
This is a messenger RNA of Eubalaena glacialis (North Atlantic right whale), 1531 nucleotides long. It is a transcript of the gene RANBP3L, whose product is annotated as RAN binding protein 3 like. Lineage: Eukaryota; Metazoa; Chordata; Mammalia; Artiodactyla; Balaenidae. The record is from RefSeq and is a predicted model, not a curated record. Gene Ontology annotation, biological process: protein export from nucleus. The coding region runs from base 41 to 1531 and encodes 496 amino acids. Gene Ontology annotation, molecular function: GTPase activator activity. The transcript is spliced from 15 exons. Gene Ontology annotation, cellular component: nuclear pore; cytoplasm.